Molecule: messenger RNA, 1436 nt
Organism: Oreochromis aureus
Lineage: Eukaryota; Metazoa; Chordata; Actinopteri; Cichliformes; Cichlidae
Gene: rassf10b
Product: Ras association domain family member 10b
Exons: 1
Coding region: 1-1326 (441 amino acids)
Biological process (GO): signal transduction
Source: RefSeq, a predicted model, not a curated record
AUGGAGUCGGAGGGGAAUAAGAUAUCAGUGUGGGUCUGCCGAGAGGAAAAGCUCGUCCUCGGCUUGUCAAAGCGCACAACUUGCGCUGAUGUUAUCAAAGUGCUUCUUGAAGACCAGAACUCCCAACAAGGGCUUUGCGCGGCACAGUCCUACUGCAUCGUGGAGAAAUGGAGGGGAUGCGAGAGGAUUUUGCCAAACAAAACUAGGAUUUUGCGACUUUGGGUCGCCUGGGGAGACGAGCAGAUAAACGUCAAGUUCGUGCUGGUGAAGAGCGAAGCGUCUUUGGACAGCCACGGAGCCCGAAGCGCAGAGGCGCGCGUGGUGCUCAGCAAACAGAGCCCCUGUAUUAUGAAAGGGACCGCGCGGUGUGCCGUGAGUUCCAUCUCACCUGAGAAACAGCGUCGGAUAGUCAGGAAAGCUUUCAGAAAGUUGGAGAAGAUCAAUAAAAAGAGAUCGAAGGCGGCGCGCAGAGACGCGUCCUGCGCGGAGAAGAUGGAAACUUUGGUUCAUUCUGUGGUUUCUCAGGAUCACACAAUCCGACAGCAGAUUCAGAGGAUUACAGAGCUGGACGCAGAGAUCGAAAGGUGCGAGGCGAAGGUGCACAUGGACAGAAUUAAAAGGCACGGGGCCAAUUACGUUCAAAAUACGUAUUUGGUUGAUGCGGCUUCCAGCUACAAAGUGGAAAACCUGCGUUCCUCUGACACUUUGGCCAAGCUUGAAAAGUAUUUCCGACACCGUGAGGAGGUGGUUAGACUACAGGAGGAGUUGUGGGAGCAGGAAACCCUUACAGACGUGAUCACAGGGGAGAUCCAGGAUGAGCUGAACCACCGCUGGAUGCAGCGGAGGAAGGAGGAGCUGCAACGUAAAAACUUGGAGUCUGGGGAUGACUCGCCAUUCCUUCCCAGCACCGAAGUGGAAACAUCACCAGAAAACGAGCAGCUUUUGGAUGAAGAGAGGAUCAAAACGCAGUUAAAUGCCAGUUUAUACAUCGGUCUGCGCCUCAACGCGGAUUUAGAAGCUAUUAGGAGCGAUUUAGAGCUGACCGAGCAGAUUUGCGGGGAGAGGGAGAGGGAGAUAAGGGAUUUGCUGGAGAAAGUGAACACUUUGGGCAUGGAGGAGGGGACAGACACUAAGAAGAGAUAUAGCCAAGGGGCAGACAUUAAGACGGGGAUGAUGAGCACUUUGCAGAGAAAAAACGGGUGGGUGGAGCAAGCAAGGGGGUUGUCAAAAACUCACAAUGUGAACGACGACGAUUCAGACACUGGCUUAAGUUCUCUGCACAGUCAGGACUCCGACAGCCUCCCUGUGUGGGAAUCACUAGUUUAAUAUUUUCCUUGGAAAACUGGCUUAUCUAUGUUUCUAAUUCUCAGGGGUCAUAAGUACUCUGACGUAAACAAAUUAUUUUUUUUCCACUUUCAACACACACAUAUUGCUUU